This is a messenger RNA of Sycon ciliatum, 5868 nucleotides long. RefSeq lists its product as uncharacterized. The coding region runs from base 1 to 5868 and encodes 1955 amino acids. The transcript is spliced from 4 exons. Lineage: Eukaryota; Metazoa; Porifera; Calcarea; Leucosolenida; Sycettidae. Gene Ontology annotation, biological process: DNA integration. Gene Ontology annotation, molecular function: nucleic acid binding; zinc ion binding. The record is from RefSeq and is a predicted model, not a curated record.
AUGGAAACGCCCGAGCCCUCGGUGAGGGAAUAUUCAGUUGCUCCGUCACUCGUCGAGUCUGUUACUAGUAGUGUUAGUACCGUACGCAGGGCGAAACUGGCCGCACAACUCGCCUCUGAGGAGAGACUUGCCAAUCUACAGCGGCGACAGCACCAAAUUGAGUUGGAGAGUGCUGAAAAAGUCGAGGCUAUCAGAGUUGAGAUGGAGAUGGCGGCCAUAGAGGAAAGAACGUCUGGUGAGCGUAACACGCAUAUGGGCACACCGACAAAUUUGGCACCCACACCAGCACCUCGAGCCAGAAGUGCGCGUGGGCGUUUGGAUAAACCGUCGCCACCGCCGAAACCACCGUCCAUGCGGUCAGCGGUCGGCACUGUGGCAGAGAGUGAGGCAGCAUCCGUAACCUCUCUGCACCAACAGCUGGAUGCACAGCAACGAGAGCACCAGCUUAAAGAGCGUGCAUACCAGGCCAUGCUCCAGCGUCAAUCGGAACCGGUCGAGCAGUUGGCAUCAGCCUUAGGGGCUGCCAUGAAGGCCAUGGCGCCUAACAGCACUGAUCAUAUGAAGCGUUUUGUCGCUCGGCAGAGUGCCCACAAAGAUUUGCCACUGUUCUCUGGGAGCCCCGAGGAGUGGCCCGCCUUCCUAAGCUCAUAUGAGCGGUCAACAAGGGAGUGCGAGUUUUCUCCAAGUGAGAACAUGGCUCGGUUGGCAAAGGCGCUAAAGGGAAAGGCGCGAAACCUCGUGGCGGGAAUGCUGACAGUUCCUGACAAUGUUGACCAGGUGAUCAGCAUGCUGAGGCUCAGGUUUGGCAACCCUGACCUCAUCAUCCAGUCGCUCAUAAAGCGCACCAAGGAAUUAAACAGCAUUAAAACAGUGGAUCUGGAGAGCAUAAUCGAGCUCACCAGUGCUGUGCGGAACCUGGUAAGCACCAUGGAGCUGUUGGAGGAGACGGAUCAUCUCACAAAUCCGCAGCUCCGCCAAGACAUCGUGGCAAAGCUGCCAAAUGAGCUGCGCCUCCGCUGGGGAGAGCAUGUGCAGAGUCUUGGUCGCCGUUCCACGCUGAAGGAUUUGUCAGAUUGGCUGACAGAGCGUGCGGCUGCAGCUUACCAUGUGAGCCCACCAAUCGUUGGCAACACCAACACCAGCGGUGGAGAACAGUCGAAACGGCGGGCCGGUCAACUAAUGGCGACUAUCUCCGAACAGAAGCGCAAACCAAGGGCAUGCGCCUUCUGCGAGAAAGCCGGCCACUCAGUUUCGUCCUGCAAAUCAUUCAAGGAUGUGAGCCAGAGUGAACGGCGUAAGUGGGCCCGGUCUGCAAACCGGUGCUACGUGUGUCUCGGGUAUGGGCAUGGUGCACGAAACUGCCAACGGAGCAAGCCAUGUGGCGUAGAUGGCUGCACGAGUCUUCACCACCCUCUGUUACAUGUGCAGAACUAUGAGCAACAAGGACAACCCAGAGUCUCUGCUGAUAGAGAGCAGACUAACUCCAUCACGGCGGGAUCACACGUGACCUGCAGCAUGCAGAAGCCAUCUGCGAGCGUCAUCCUCCGAACAGUACCGGUACGCCUGAAAAAUGGCGACAACGAAGUGAUGACGUACGCACUGUUUGAUGAGGGAUCUACAGUGACACUAGUAGACACCCAAUUAGCCAAGACCCUGCAAGCGUCUGGCCCAGUGAAGCCGCUGUCUCUCACGUGGACAGAUAAGCAGCAUCAGCACCAUCCUCAGUCCAUGUCCUUGAACCUGCAGAUCGCUGGAUUGCAGGGAGAUGAGACCUUUCAGCUGAGGAAUGCCAGGACAGUGAACAAACUCGAUUUGUCGUGUCAGCCGGUGACGUCUGCAAAUGCGCUGAAGCAGUGGCCGCAUCUGAAAGACGUGCCGGUCCACACACUCGAUAACAAGAAGCCCCAGCUCCUGAUCGGCCAGGACAAUGUCAGCCUGACGGUCGGGCGAGAGGUCAUUGAAGGCGCGCCCAACGCGCCGAUCGCCUCGCGAACCAAGCUUGGGUGGGUCGUGCACGGUCGGUCAUCUCAUCGUCAGGGCAGAGUGGAUGACGUCGUUCUGCAAACCAUCUCUACCGAGGAUGAAGAGCUUCACCAGCUAGUCAAAUCGUCGUUUAGGACUGACGAUUUCGGAGUCAAGGUGCCGCACGCUACAGCUCACAACCGUGAAGAGCUGCGGGCAUUUGAGCUGCUGCAGGCGACAACACAGCGGUUUGACGAGACUAGGUGGGAGACGGGGCUCCUGUGGCGCAAAGACGACCCAGUGCUGCCACGUAGCUACGGCAACGCGUUCAAUCGACUCCGCAGCCUUGAGCGCAAGCUUGACCGCAACCCAUCGCUGCUAGCGAAGUACGACGAGAAGAUUGCUGAGUAUGUCGACAAGCGCUACGCGGAGAUCCUAUCUCCCCAUCAGGCAGCGGUGGACUCCAACACCACCUGGUAUCUCCCGCACUUUGGGGUCACCAACCCCAACAAGCCGGACAAGCUACGGUUGGUUUUCGAUGCUGCAUCGAAAACCGGGGGAAGUAGCCUGAAUGACGCCCUUCUCUCUGGCCCUGACCUGUUGCGACCGCUGCCAGCCGUACUGUUUGGUUUCCGCGAGGAGGCCAUCGCAUUUGGUGGUGACAUACAAGAGAUGUUCCACCAAGUGGUCAUUAGGCCACAAGAUCGCUGCGCUCAACGAUUCCUGUGGCGUGGGCAGGACCGCAACAGCAAACCGACUGUCUACCAGAUGAGGGUGAUGACUUUCGGGUCAACCUCUUCACCGACGUCGGCGCAGUUCGUGAAGAACAUCAAUGCUGCCGAGCAUCGUGACAAGCUCCGUGCAGUACAAGGUAUUGUCGAGCAUCACUAUGUAGAUGACUACUUUGACAGCUGUGCCGAGACCAAAGAAGCAGUCAAGAUCGUGACAGAUGUGAUUGACAUCCACAGACAAGGUGGCUUCCACAUCAGGAACUGGGUUAGCAACUCACCGACUGUGCUUGAAGCAGUGCCGAUUGAGAUGCGCGCACCAUCAAGCAUCGUAAGUCUGGACGUCGAUCCUGCAACGUCAGUGGAGCGUACGCUGGGAAUGAUCUGGGACCCCAGUGCCGACACGCUUGGUUUCCAUGUCAGUAAGCUCCGCCUAGAACAGAUGCUGACAUCCAAAAGCACGACGAAGCGUCAGGCACUCAGCACUGUGAUGUCAGUGUUUGACCCACUCGGCCUCGUCGCCUGUUACUCCAUCAGAGCUCGAGUCCUGAUUCAAAGCAUCUGGCGAGCGUCCAUUGGCUGGGAUGAUGAGCUGCCAAGGUCGCUGCAAGGCGAAUGGACGAGCUGGUGUGAGGAGCUGACGGAGCUCGGCAAGCUGGCAAUACCAAGAUGCUACAGGUUGAAGCCCGGAGGAGUCGCUAACGUCCAGCUUCACGUCUUCUGUGAUGCCAGUGAACUUGCAUUCGCCGCCGUCGGCUACUUUCGCUUUCAGCUGAACGACGGAACAGUCGACACGGCGCUCGUUACGGCAAAGUCCCGGGUCGCACCGCUGAAGCCGCUGUCAAUACCGCGUCUUGAGCUGCAAGCCGCGCUGCUCGGAGCUCGGAUUGCAAACGCAAUCACUAGCAGCCACAGGAUCCAGCCCGACUCCACCGUGUUCUGGAGCGACUCGCGGACCGUACUCUGCUGGAUCAAGUCAGACGGUCGCCGCUACAAGCCAUUCGUCGCACAUCGUGUUGGCGAGCUGUCUGAGCUGUCGAACCCAGAUGAUUGGCACUGGGUGUCGACGAUCGACAAUGUCGCAGAUCUAGCCAGCAGAGGCGUCGCGGUGAAUGAGAUCCCGCCAACAAGCCGCUGGUUCACAGGUCCAGCGUUUCUGAAGGAGCCGACAUCACAGUGGCCAACGGUACCAUCCACCAGUGAGCCUGUUGAGAACGACGCCGAUGAUGCUGAACUGAAGAAGGAGUUCGUCGGACAUGCUGCUCAACGUACAAAUCGCCUCUGUCUGCCAGACCCUGAACGGUUUUCGUCAUGGCACAAGCUUGUACGCACCACGGCAUGGGUAGUCCGCUAUGUCCGUAAGCUGAAGGCUAGUGUUGCAAGGAAGUCGACCAAGCUACCAGCUGAGUUGCUGGCGUCCGAAGUUCAGCACGCACAGACGCUGUGGUGGAAGACCGUCCAGCAAGACUGCUUUCCUGAUGAGCUAGCAUCACUGCAGAAGGGAGAGCCAGUCAGCCGUAGUAGCCGCCUCUACAAGCUGUCAGCUGGUCUCGAUGAUGAUGUCAUCAGGGUGUUUGGUCGAACCGAUAGUGCAGCCGAACUCCGUCCAUCAGCAAAGCGACCAGUGAUAUUGGACCCAGACCAUCGGUACACGCGUCUGCUACUGCAGCAGCACCAUGUGUGGAAUGGCCACCAUGGACAGGAACGCAUGGCGAACGACCUGCGCCAGUGCUACUGGAUUCUGAAGCUACGCGUCGCUGUGAGAAGAACAUGGACCGAAUGUCAGCGGUGCAAGAACGAGCGUGUCAUUCCGCUGCAGCCUGAGAUGGGCCAGCUACCAGAGUGCCGUAUCACAGCCAAUGUCAGACCAUUUACGAACACAGGAAUGGACUACUUUGGCCCGAUGGAGGUCACGGUUGGUCGUCGCCGCGAGAAGCGGUACGCUGUGUUAUUUACGUGUAUGAGCACACGAGCAGUGCACUUGGAAGUUGCACACAGCCUCACUACCGACGCCUGUAUCCAGAGCAUCAGACGUAUGAGUGCCAGACGAGGGCAGCCAGCCGCCAUCUACUCAGAUAACGGCACCAAUCUGCGAGGAGCAGACCGAGAGCUGCGGGAGAGCAUUGGUGAGCUCGAUCAGGAUCGUCUGACUGCCGAAUUGACGGCUCGUAGUAUUGAGUGGCACUUCAACCCUCCAGCAGCUCCCCACAUGGGUGGGGCCUGGGAACGACUCGUGCGAUCCGUGAAAGUUGCUUUGCGAGCAUCACUGACGGAACAGCAUUCACGUGAUGAAGCUUUGCUGACUGUGUUUGCUGAAGCCGAGAGCCUGGUCAAUGGUCGCCCGUUAACGCAUGUACCUCUGGACGCCGAAGACGACGAAUGUCUGACACCCAACCAUUUCCUGAUUGGUACAUCCAGUGCAGCGCUAUGUCCUGGAGUCUUCAACAACGCCGACCUGUGUUUGCGCAAGCAGUGGCGUGUCGCCCAAGCGCUCACAGAGAUGUUCUGGCGUCGAUGGGUCAAGGAAUACCUACCUACGCUAACACGUCGCACCAAGUGGCACCAGCCAUGCCGUCAACUGGCACCCGGUGAUGUAGUUGUUAUAGCUGACGACAAGGCCACACGUGGAGUUUGGCCACGUGGCAUCGUGAUCGCAGUUCACCCUGGCCGAGAUGGCACCGUUCGAGUCGCUGAUGUCAAGACAACCACCGGAGUGUACCGCCGGCCAGUAGCCCGUUUGUGUUACUUGGAUUGCUUCCAACAUGCAUUGAAUCAACUUUAUGCCGAUGAUAUCACACUCUAUAUCAAGCACAAGUCCAUCCAGAUCAUCACAACCCAGCUGAGUGAUUACCUUGCCGCUCUGGAUCUCUACCUAGAUCGGAAGGGACUGGUGUUAAACCCGUCCAAGACUCAGUUAGUUCUGCUCCGGCGACCGGGCACGGAGCUGCCACCUGGCACCGCAGUCAACUGCCGGGGCACUUCCAUAGUCCCAUCUGCUUACGCUCGUUUGCUUGGUUUCCUGGCGUUCACGGUCGUUCUCACCUCCAGUGCCAGCGAUUACACGUCCGUCCGCCUCUUCAGUGGUAUCCCUGAGUUGUUCCUAGCCCCGCACAUGACCAGAAAGAGGAGAUGGGCUAGUGAAUCAACAGUGGACGUAGAUGAGGACGAUCAGAUAUAG